Molecule: messenger RNA, 3012 nt
Organism: Striga hermonthica
Lineage: Eukaryota; Viridiplantae; Streptophyta; Magnoliopsida; Lamiales; Orobanchaceae
Source: the annotation of a GenBank genome assembly
AUGGAUACAGUUAGAACUAUUUUCACAAACACAUAUCCGUACCCACACGAGCAUUCGCGCCAUGCUGUCAUUGCUGUUAUCGUGGGUUGUGUAUUUUUCAUAUCUUCAGAUAAUAUGCACACUCUCGUUCAAAAGUUAGACAGCAAUGUUAAAUGGUGGUCCAUGUACGCCUGUCUCCUCGGGUUCUUCUAUUUCUUCUCUUCUCCUUUCAUAGGAAAAACAAUUAAACCUAGUUAUUCCAACUUUAGCCGCUGGUAUAUUGCCUGGAUAUUGGUGGCUGCACUUUACCAUCUUCCCAGUUUCCAGUCGAUGGGAGUCGACAUGAGAAUGAACCUCUCUCUGUUUUUAACAAUAUACGUCUCGUCUGUAUUGUUUCUUCUUAUUUUUCAUUUGGUAUUCAUAGGCCUGUGGUAUAUCGGUAUUGUGGCCCAUGUGGCUGGAAGGAGGCCUUCGAUCCUCACGAUUCUCCAAAAUUGUGCCGUUAUAAGUGUGGCGUGCUGUGUGUUUUAUAGCCACUGCGGCAAUCUUGCUAUUAUAAGAGAUGAGACAUUUGAAAAAUGGCAAUGGGGCUGGCUGAGGUUAUGGAAAAAGGAACAGAGGAGCUCGUGGAUCGCGAAAUUCGUCCGCAUGAAUGAGUUUAAACAUCAAGUGUGUAAUUCUUGGUUUGCCCCUGUUGGUUCAGCUAGCGACUAUCCACUUUUGUCCAAAUGGGUUAUUUAUGGCGAGUUGACUUGUAGUGGCGUCUCAUGCGCGGAAUCACCUGAUGAAAUUUCACCUAUAUAUUCAUUGUGGGCCACCUUUAUAGGACUCUAUAUUGCAAAUUACGUUGUGGGAAGGUCGACAGGAUGGGCACUUACACACCCCGUGUCACAAAAAGAAUCUGAGAAAUUGAAGAAAAAGCAAAUGACGCCCGACUUUUUGGAUAUGGUGCCUUGGUACUCUGGGACAUCUGCUGAUUUAUUCAAGACAGUUUUUGACCUGAUGGUGUCAGUAACUGUCUUUGUCGGGCGUUUUGACAUGCGCAUGAUGCAGGCUGCAAUGAGCAGGGUUGAGGAUGCAAGUUCCAUUAAACAGGACGAUCUUUUUUACGACCAGUUUAGUGAACAUGAUGAGCUGUGGUUUGAUUUCAUGGCGGACACUGGUGAUGGUGGUAAUUCUUCCUACAGUGUGGCAAGACUUUUAGCUCAACCUUCUAUUCGUGUCAGGAGUAAUAAUUCUCUGGUCACACUUCAGCGUGGUGACCUGCUCCUUAUAGGGGGUGAUCUUGCUUAUCCCAAUCCAUCUUCAUUUACCUAUGAGAGCCGUUUUUUCCGCCCCUUUGAAUAUGCUCUUCAGCCUCCGUUAUGGUACAAGGAGGAGCAUGUAGCCGUAAACAAACCAGAAUUGCCUGGUGGGGUACCUACACUAAGGCGGUAUGAAGGGCCUCAAUGCUUUGUCAUACCAGGAAAUCACGAUUGGUUUGACGGGCUACAGACAUUCAUGCGGUACAUAUGCCACAAGAGCUGGUUAGGUGGGUGGUUUAUGCCCCAGAAGAAAAGUUAUUUCGCCCUUCAGCUGCCAAAAGGAUGGUGGGUUUUCGGUCUCGACCUUGCUUUGCAUUGUGAUAUUGAUGACUAUCAAUUCAAGUUCUUUUUGGAGUUGAUUAAGGAGAAGGUGGGGGAAAAUGAUUCUGUGAUCAUCAUGACCCACGAACCUAAUUGGCUUCUCGAUUGUUACUGGAAUUUAUCAACCGGGAAAAAUAUUUCGUAUCUAAUACGCGACCAUUUAAGAGGCAGGUGUAAGCUCCGAAUCGCCGGGGACUUGCAUCAUUACAUGCGUCAUUCGUACGUUCCAUCACCGGACAAGCCAGUACACGUCCACCAUUUGCUUGUCAAUGGCUGUGGUGGGGCCUUUUUACACCCGACUCACGUCUUUCGUAAUUUUGACAAUUUUUAUGGCACAUCCUAUGAAAGUAAGGCGUCUUAUCCUUCUUUUGAGGACUCGAGCAAGAUUGCUUUAGGAAAUAUAUUGAAGUUUCGCAAGAAAAAUUGGCAGUUUGAUUUCAUUGGUGGCAUUAUAUACUUCGUCUUGGCCUUUUCCAUGUUUCCUCAGUGUAAGCUAGAUCACAUCUUACAGGAUAACACAAUUUGGGGUCACAUAAAGAGGUUUUUAGGCACGAUAUGUGAUGCUUUCAUGUACAUGGUUGCGCACUCGUAUGUAUCAUCAGCCGGUGCUGUCUUCCUGUUAGUCGCGGCUAUCACCUUUGUGCCUUCAAAAGUCUCCCGAAAGAGGAGAUUUUUAAUUGGGUUUCUCCAUUUCUCGGCUCACUUGGUUUCAGCAUUGAUUCUAAUGCUGCUGUUGGAAUUGGGUGUUGAGACGUGUAUCAGGCAUAAACUAUUGGCGACUUCUGGUUACCACACUCUGUACGAAUGGUACAGGUCAGUGGAGAGCGAGCAUUUUCCGGAUCGAACUGGACUUCGUGCACGUAUUGAGCAAUGGACGUUUGGCCUUUAUCCUGCAUGCAUUAAGUAUCUAAUGUCUGCAUUCGAUGUCCCUGAGGUGAUGGCUGUGACGAGGAACAACAUCUGCAAAAACGGGAUGCGCUCCCUCUCGAGAGGUGGGGCCGCCAUAUACUAUGCCUCCAUUUUUCUUUAUUUCUGGGUUUUUUCGACUCCUGUUGUGUCUUUGGUUUUCGGGAGCUAUCUUUAUGUGUGCAUCAACUGGCUCCAUUUGCACUUUGACGAGGCCUUUUCGUCCCUUCGUAUUGCAAAUUACAAGUCCUUCACUCGCUUCCAUAUCAACACCAAAGGCGAUCUCGAGGUUUUCACCCUUGCUGUGGAUAAGGUUCCAAAGGCGUGGAAGGUUGACCCGUGCUGGGAGGGAGAGUCGAAACUAAUACAGAGCCUCAGCUACAGGAGAAGAUUUCCGAGCAAAUGGCGGUCAGUGUCGUCUCAGCAAGACCCUGUCAACACUGUAAGGAUUGUUGACCAUUUUUUUAUUCACCAAACUGAAAUAAAUGAUCAAGGGAUUUGA